UGACUGCGGGGCGAGGGGAGACGUCGGAGAGUCCAUAGUGUGACAGCUUUAAUAAGCCGAAGCCGCGAAUCGCGAAUCGUGACAGUCGGGGAGGAUGUUUGGGCAGCUCGCGAAUCGCUCGACAAUACCUUAUGUGAACUUGACACCUCGUUGAUUGCGCAAGUGGCGGGGUAAUAUGACUCUUCGCACAAUUUCGAAAAUAGAAAAUAGGUGUCAACGUUGACGUACGUUCGCGUACCUUUCACGUGCGCCUGUGCGGGCGUACGUGCGUGUGCUCCCUCCCGGAACAAUUAGCGAAAAAAGAGCAAUUGAAGGGUAAAAAAAAACAAACGCAAAAAUGUCGCUGCUGCAACAAUUUGCGGACUUGUUGAGCCUGAUAACAAUAGGCAUGUGCUUCGUAUUGAAAAUCCCGCAAAUAGUAAAAAUACUCUCCGUGAAAUCUGCCCAUGAGAUAUCGACGCUAGGAUUAUUUUUAGAAUUAACAAGCUAUACUGUGAUGACUAGUUACAAUUACACGAACGGGUAUUCGGUGCUGUCCUACUUGGAGUAUCCGAUAAUAUUAGUGCAGGAGUACAUAUUGAUAUUCCUUGUGCUGAAAUAUGUAAACAAACUCAACAUGUGGUCCCUGCUGUGCACCAUAAUGUACUUUAUACUAAGCGGCUGUUUGUUGUUGGAAGCUCUUCCAAAAGUUGUACUUACAUUUUUGGCGCCCAUGUGCACGCCGAUUUCCGCUUCCAGUAAGAUUGUCCAACUGUUGGCUAUACUUCGAGCCAAAAACGCAGAGUCGGUGUCGCCUCUUACCUGGUUUAUAUCUGCCUUCACAAAUCUGACGAGGGUGUUUACCAUAUGGAUGGAUUCGGCCGACAUGCUUUUGCUGGGGAACUUCAUCAUUUCGGUGCUACUUAGUUCCAGUAUCAUGUUUUCCGCGCUUUAUUACAGAGCGCGCCCGGUCAAGCAGGAUUAAAUGAGAAUUAAGUUAUGUAACUGAUCUAGUCCUGAGCAUAUUUUAUGAUAUUGAUAAUUCAGUGUAUUUUACUGGAAACAACCAUUAAAUUAUUUUUUGAUCACGUCA
Molecule: messenger RNA, 1072 nt
Organism: Ooceraea biroi (clonal raider ant)
Lineage: Eukaryota; Metazoa; Arthropoda; Insecta; Hymenoptera; Formicidae
Product: PQ-loop repeat-containing protein 3
Source: RefSeq, a predicted model, not a curated record